Molecule: messenger RNA, 1389 nt
Organism: Closterium sp. NIES-65
Lineage: Eukaryota; Viridiplantae; Streptophyta; Zygnematophyceae; Desmidiales; Closteriaceae
Source: the annotation of a GenBank genome assembly
AUGGACGUGGACGUGGACGUGGACAUGGACGUGGACGUGGACGUGGACGUGGUCGUGGACGUGGUUGUGGACGUGGACGUGGACGUGGAUGUGGACGUGGACGUGGACGUGGUCGUGGACGUGGACGUGGACGUGGACAUGGACGUGGACGUGGACGUGGACGUGGACGUGGAUGUGGACAUGGACGUGGACGUGGACAUGGACGUGGACGUGGACAUGGACGUGGACGUGGACGUGGACGUGGUCGUGGACGUGGUCGUGGACGUGGACGUGGACGUGGACGUGGACGUGGACGUGGACGUGGUCGUGGACGUGGACGUGGACGUGGACGUGGACGUGGACAUGGACGUGGACGAGGACAUGGACGUGGACGUGGACGUGGACGUGGACGAGGACGUGGACGUAGACCUGGACAUGGUCAUGGACGUGGACAUGGACGUGGACGUGGAAGUGGACGUGGACAUGGUCGUAGACGUGGACGAGGACUUGGACGUGGACGUGGACGUGGACGUGGACGUGGACGUGGACGAGGACCUGGACGUGGACGUAGACGUGGACAUGGACGACGUGGACGUAGACCUGGACAUGGUCGUGGACGUGGACAUGGACGUGGACGUGGAAGUGGACGUGGACAUGGUCGUGGACGUGGACGUGGACGUGGACGUGGACAUGGACGUGGACAUGGACGUGGACGAGGACGUGGACGUGGACGUGGACAUGGACGUGGACGAGGACAUGGACGUGGACGUGGACGUGGACGUGGAUUUGGACGAGGACGUGGACGUAGACCUGGACAUGGUCGUGGACGUGGACAUGGACGUGGACGUGGAAGUGGACGUGGACAUGGUCGUGGACGUGGACGAGGACUUGGACGUGGACGUGGACGUGGACGUGGACGAGGACCUGGACGUGGACGUGGACGUGGACAUGGACGUGGACGUGGACAUGGACGUGGACAUGGUCGUGGAAGUGGACGUGGACAUGGACGUGGACGUGGACGUGGACGUGGACGUGGACGUGGACGUGGACGUGGACGUGGACGUGGACAUGGACGUGGACAUGGACGUGGACGUGGACGUGGACGUGGACGUGGACAUGGACGUGGACGUGGACGUGGACGUGGACGUUGACGUGGACGUGGACGUGGACAUGGACGUGGACAUGGACGUGGACGUGGACGACAUGGACGUGGACGUGGACGUGGACGAGGACGUGGACGUAGACCUGGACAUGGUCGUGGACGUGGACAUGGACGUGGACGUGGAAGUGGACGUGGACAUGGUCGUGGACGUGGACGAGGACUUGGACGUGGACGUGGACGUGGACGUGGACGUGGACGAGGACCUGGACGUGGACGUGGACGUGGACAUGGACGUGGACGGGACGUGA